Spinacia oleracea (spinach) is the source of this 1027-nucleotide messenger RNA. Its product is annotated as bZIP transcription factor 53. The record is from RefSeq and is a predicted model, not a curated record. The transcript has a single exon. Gene Ontology annotation, cellular component: nucleus. Gene Ontology annotation, molecular function: transcription cis-regulatory region binding; DNA-binding transcription factor activity. Gene Ontology annotation, biological process: positive regulation of DNA-templated transcription. NCBI's taxonomy places the organism in Eukaryota, Viridiplantae, Streptophyta, Magnoliopsida, Caryophyllales, Amaranthaceae. The coding region runs from base 251 to 775 and encodes 174 amino acids.
CCUCCCUACUAUCUCAUUCAUCCCCUAGCUCCUCUCUCUUAUCACCAUUUUCUCUCUCUAAAACAAAAACCUCAUGAUAUUCAAUUCGAAAAAUCUCUCUAUAUGAAACACAUCACCCUGUUACGCCGUGUUCGUCUUGCUCAAUCAUUAUCUGUUGUUCUUCUCUACUGGUUUUACGUUUUCUCAUAAUCAAACUAAUUAAACCGCGAUUUAUUUUUUUUAAUCUUUUUUAAUAAUUUUAAAUUUUCCAAUGGCGGCGUCAAACAACUCAAGCGACGACGGAAUAACAAUCACCGUGGUUAGCUCAGGAUCUUCAGAAGGAUGCAGCGAGUUACCGAUCGACGACGAGAGGAAGCGUCGGAGGAGAGAUUCGAACCGCGAAUCGGCUCGGAGGUCGAGGAUAAAGAAGCAGGAACACCUCGAUGGUCUGCUGAAGCAAAUCGGUUACCUGAUAAGACAGAACGAGGAGAUUUUGAAGAAGAUUGGAGAAAUUGGUGUGAGUCUCGAGGUGUUCGAGUCGGAGAAUGCGGUGCUUCGAGCGAUGAAGAAUUCGCUCGAAACGCGAUUAGUGUCGCUUGAAUCAGUUAUAGAGAUUGUGAAGGUUGUCAGAGGAGGAUCAACUUCGUCGUCGUCGUCAGCAGCAGGUGGUGGAUUUAACGACGAUGGAGUUGAUAAUAAUAAUAAAAAUAGUUCUGAUCCAAUGAUGAAGCCUUGGCAGUUGCCUUGUCCUUCUAUGCCAAUUACUAUUCAUUCCUUUAAGGAUUACAAUUUUUAAGGGUAGCUUUGGUAUUUCAGUUGUUGUACCAGUUGUUAUAAUUUUAUGGGGUUUAAGGGUCUUUUUAGUUUUUUUUUUUUUAUUUUAAAACAUUCUGUGUUGUAACUUGUAAGGUCAUGAAGUCAUGAACCGUUAUGUUUAAAUUUUAAUGUAUUUCUCUAGUCGUAGUUUUAUAUUUUUAAAGAGAAAAGUUUGUUGACCCUUAAGUGACUUUGACUCAGAUUUAUACAACUUCGUAUAUUUUACUCUGUA